CCUGUCUUACCGGAUGGUGUGUUUUGUAGAGGAAGUUUUGUUUUGCGAGUUUUCCGUCCCAUUCGACUGACUGGGUACUUAGUUAAUGCACUUAAAAGACCCCGACAUGAUAUAAGUGUGAAUCGCAUUACCGUUAACCGUUAAAGUGUUCAAGGUGAGGACAAAAACCGGUGUUGUUUGAAACGGCGGAUCUCCACUCUUCAGAGUAACCCGAGAGCACCUUCCUGCUAAGCUAACGUUACCUAGCUAGUUAGCGCGGAUAGCGUUUGGGUCUGGUUUGCGUCCUGUUUAAGGGGCUCUCCGAGCUAACGAAGCCAUGGGGAACCGGGGCAUGGAAGACCUGAUUCCCCUGAUCAACAAGCUUCAAGACGCGUUCAGCACCAUUGGCCAGAGUUGUAAUUUAGACCUUCCUCAAAUUGCGGUGGUCGGUGGACAGAGCGCUGGGAAAAGCUCAGUCUUGGAGAAUUUUGUCGGCAGGGACUUUCUUCCACGUGGAAAUGGCAUUGUUACCCGAAGACCUCUCAUUUUGCAGCUGGUCAAUAAUACCGCAGAAUAUGCUGAAUUCCUGCACUGCAAAGCGAAGAAGUUUGUGGAUUUUGAUGAAGUGCGGUCGGAAAUUGAAGCAGAGACCGAGAGGAUAACAGGCGCCAACAAAGGCAUCUCUCCCAUCCCAAUUAACCUGAGGGUCUACUCCCCCAACGUGCUGAACCUGACCCUGAUCGACCUCCCGGGAAUGACUAAGGUUGCCGUUGGAGACCAGCCCGUAGACAUCGAGCACCAGAUCAGAGACAUGCUCCUGCAGUUCAUCACCAAGGAGAGCUGUCUGAUCCUGGCCGUCACUCCUGCCAACACCGACCUGGCCAACUCGGACGCUCUGAAGAUCGCCAAGGAGGUCGACCCACAGGGUCUGCGUACUAUUGGUGUUAUAACAAAACUGGACCUGAUGGAUGAAGGGACGGAUGCAAAGGACAUCUUAGAAAACAAACUCCUGCCACUGCGUAGAGGGUACAUUGGUGUGGUGAACCGCAGUCAGAAAGACAUUGAUGGGAAGAAGGACAUUCGUGCCGCUCUGGCUGCAGAGAGAAAGUUCUUCCUGUCUCACCCCGGCUACAGACACAUAGCAGAGCGUAUGGGCACACCACAUCUACAGAAGACACUCAACCAGCAAUUGACCAAUCACAUCAGGGACACUCUGCCUGGACUGCGCAGUAAAUUGCAGAGUCAGCUCCUCUCCCUGGAGAAGGAAGUGGAGGAGUACAAGAACUUCCGUCCAGACGACCCAACACGCAAGACCAAGGCCUUGUUGCAGAUGGUGCAGCAGUUUGGUGUGGACUUUGAGAAGUGCAUUGAGGGCUCAGGGGACCAGGUGGACACCAACGAGCUGUCGGGGGGCGCAAAGAUUAACCGCCUCUUCCACGAACGCUUCCCCUUCGAACUGGUCAAGAUUGUGUUUGAUGAGAAGGAGCUAAGGCGAGAAAUCAGUCACGCAAUCAAGAACGUCCAUGGUGUCAGAACGGGGCUCUUCACCCCUGACCUGGCUUUCGAGGCGAUAGUCAAAAAGCAGAUCCUCAAACUCAAAGAGCCCAGCCUCAAAUGUGUGGACCUUGUGGUGUCCGAGCUGACCGCGCUCGUCAUGAAGUGUGCUGUUAAGCUCAAUUCUUACCCAAGGCUGAGAGAGGAGACUGAGAGGAUUGUCACCACCCACGUGAGAGAGAGAGAAGGAAAGACCAAGGACCAGGUUCUGCUGCUGAUUGACAUUGAGCUGUCCUACAUCAACACCAAUCAUGAGGACUUCAUAGGCUUUGCUAACGCCCAGCAGAGAAACACAGCUGCAAACAAGAAGAGACCCAUACCCAACCAGGGUGAGAUUCUGGUGAUCAGGAAAGGCUGGCUAACCAUCAACAUCAGCAUCAUGAAGGGCGGCUCCAAGGAGUACUGGUUUAUCCUGACUGCAGAGUCCCUGUCCUGGUACAAAGACGAGGAGGAGAAAGAAAAGAAGUACAUGCUGCCCCUUGAUAACCUGAAGCUCCGAGAUGUGGAGAAAGGCUUUAUGUCCACGAAGCACGUCUUUGCAAUCUUCAACACCGAACAGAGAAACGUCUACAAGGAUCUUCGCCAAGUUGAACUGGCAUGUGAUUCUCAAGAGGAUGUGGACAGCUGGAAAGCCUCUUUCCUCAGGGCUGGAGUUUAUCCGGAGAAGGACCAGACGGACAAUGAUGACGCUGCCCCUGCAGACACAUUCUCUAUGGACCCUCAGUUGGAGCGACAGGUGGAAACCAUCCGUAACCUGGUGGAUUCGUACAUCGGCAUCAUCAAUAAAUCCACCAGAGACCUUGUGCCCAAAACCAUCAUGCAUCUCAUGAUCAACAGCGCGAAGGACUUCAUCCACUCGGAGCUGCUGGCCUACCUCUACUCGUCUGGGGACCAGAACAGCCUGAUGGAGGAGUCAGCUGACCAGGCCCAGCGCAGAGACGAAUUGCUGCGCAUGUAUCACGCACUCAAGGAGGCCCUGGUCAUUAUCGGAGACAUCAGCACCAGCACCAUCACCACCCCAGUACCCCCACCCGCAAAUAACAACUGGAUCCAAGACGCCAGCCCCACCCCUCAGCGCAGACCCCCCCCAGCAGCCGCCCCGGCCCCCAGCCGCCCGCACGCUGCACGUGGCCCCACCCCCGGACAACCAAUGAACCCUUCCCCUGCCUUCGGAGUGCCGCUCAACCCCUCUCCCGCCUUCGGAGCUCCACCCAUCCCCUCGCGCCCGGGCCCACCCAUCAACGCUUUCAACAACCACCAGGACCCCUUCAGCGCACCCCCACAGAUCCCCUCCCGGCCCGCCCGCGUCCCACCUGGUGUACCUAGCCGAAGACCUCCCGGGGCUCCUUCUCACCGGCCCACCAUUAUCCGCCCUGCUGAGCCCUCCCUGCUAGACUAGAGCUGUGGCCAAGUGUGUGUUUGUGUGUGGGUGUGUGAAUCUGCACACUGAAGGCCAGGGGCGGGGGCUCGAGGGGGAGGGGCUGACUCAUAGCGGUGCAUAAUGUGUGUCGUCAAGCCGUACAAAUAUGUCUCUUCAAGCAAUGUAAAAAAGCUGCUAAUACCAUCUUUAUCAGUGCACAUGAAAGACAGAAAUCCCUUUACCACUUGAAUAUUACUUUUGACUGCUGUGGAAAUGGUGUUAAAUGAAACCCAGCUGACCUGUGGGAUGCAUUUAGCUUCAGUGGUUAGGAGAUGAUGUAUCAAAUUCAACUUCAGAGCUUAUUUUUACUACAAUAACUGGUUUAUUUCUUCUGACGAGGUUCCCAGCAGAAGCUCAUUAAGUAAUUUAUUAACUGUUAAACGCUGGCUUUCUUCUCCCCUCCCUCAGCAUUUUAGAUUGGAAACGCCCAUCUCUAGAUCUCUGUGUAUUAUUCACAUUAACCUGUUGUUAAUGUUGGACUGGGUUUUCAUUUCCUAACUGAUUCCUACUGAAACCAAUAGCUGUUGUUAUUUUGGUGGUGCAGAUUGCAUUUCCCCUUCGGCCCUUUUGUUAUUAUAUUUGAGUGUUGUUUUUAUGACCAUCAGAAAAGUAGCUUUAAAAAAUGAAAUCACAGAAAAGCAAAGCAUGAAAUGGGGCCGGGUUGUGUGAGAGUAGCUUCAGCCCCCCCCCCCCUCUCUGUGAUUUACUUUUACUUCCACAAUGAAAAGAUGUCAGAUUGACCGUUAUAAUCCAAGCACUUCUAGCCAUGUAGCCUUACGGCAAACCUCUCAUUACAGGAUGUUGUAGUCCGUUACCAGAACACUAUGCACGGAAACGCAGGAGAGGGACGUACAGGCUGAAGGCCGUCUGCACUUUGCGAGAUGCUUUUUUCUCCAGUAAUUCUACCUUUUUAAAGCCUUGAAUUAUAAUCCCUUUAAAUCUCAGUUGAACCCCAAUGAGACCUUCAGCCUUCAGGGUAGACUUUGUUCAUUCCUGGAUUAACUGAUUUAUAUAGAGCAGAGCACACAGAACAGCUUCCUCUCAGAGAGGAUCAAACUCAGAGAAGCGGUGGGGUGAGUAGUACCAGGACGUGAUUUACAGAAUAAAGAUGGUAUUAAACAUUUAGGGGCUGGCACAUCUCUUUCCGGGCUUAGCUGUCAAGGACAUUUAUUAUUGCGAUCAGUUCUGCUUCCAUGCAUUAAAGUAUUGUAUAUAGCUGGCCUAUACUGGGGAGUUAGCACUUGUAUUUCAUUUAAUCGCAGGGCUGAUAACAAAAACAUGCUUGUAAUUCUUAUCAAAUCCCAAACUGUUAAAAUGCAACUGUCGUGGUUUAAAGGAAGCACUAAUACAUUAGGCCUGGCUGUUGGUAAAAAGAGAUCUGUCAUCUCCUGAUGCGUUAUUUAUAACCUGGGCAUUGUCUUUUAAUUUGAUGUUUUUGGUUGCAAUUGUAUCAGCUCUGCACAACUCAGCUCCCCAGCUUCUCCUGGUCUUUUAUUCAGGGUUCUGCUACAGGGAUUAGCUGUGUAAAUGCAUUGUAUGUGGUGUGGUGGGGUGGUGGGGGGGGGGGGGCACCUGGGGUUGGACACACAGCUGCGAUUAUUUGCGAAUGAAUUAUCUAUUGAUUGCAUUUUGAGUUUUUGAUCAUUUUAAAAACAAAUGUAGGUGGUCAAGCUGGGAGUGACGUUGGGCUACUAGGAUGUUUUCUGUUUUAGGUCUGAUCAGUAGUAGUGGUGGUGGGAGUUUUGGAGAAAGAGGGCACACUCUGUCGACAGAAGCUGUAGCUAUCCAACCUAACAUGACAUCAAAACUGUAAAUUGAAUCCUAAAUAUAGACCCUGAGACAGAGUGUGCUUUUUCUUCCUCCUGUAUUUCAUGACAGGUCUGGCUUUCAGUGACAGUGCCCAAAGGAUGAAAACAAGCUUGUAAAACAGACCAAAAUCUAUAAAUUGAAAACUCUUCACAUGACAUCUUCCAAAAAAAAACACUUAGUUCAUGUGAUAAAACUUCCUAUUGGCCAAAGUCUGUUGAAGCCCCCUUUGUGCCUGUCACAUCAGCCUGCCCUUGGGAAGCUCAGACUGUAAUGCCCUGUAAUACAUCAGGGUGUAGUAAUACUGCCUUCCUUCCCAAUGGAUGUGCCCUGCCUCCCUUUUCCUCCCCCCUCCCCCUGUCUGUAUCUGGUGGAAGGGGAUGGAAACCAACCUGUACAAAUCUCCUGUUUCUUUUUGUUUUGCAAACCUUUGUCAAGUGCCUCUGUAGCAAUUAAUUGAUUUGAAUAAACAUGAACUGAUUUUAGGAUGCAGAGUCAAUAAAGAGGUGUUGUGUACAAUAAA
Molecule: messenger RNA, 5282 nt
Organism: Trematomus bernacchii (emerald rockcod)
Lineage: Eukaryota; Metazoa; Chordata; Actinopteri; Perciformes; Nototheniidae
Gene: dnm2a
Product: dynamin 2a
Exons: 21
Coding region: 317-2932 (871 amino acids)
Cellular component (GO): microtubule; membrane; cytoplasm
Molecular function (GO): microtubule binding; GTP binding; GTPase activity
Source: RefSeq, a predicted model, not a curated record